This is a messenger RNA of Fomitopsis serialis, 451 nucleotides long. RefSeq lists its product as uncharacterized. Lineage: Eukaryota; Fungi; Basidiomycota; Agaricomycetes; Polyporales; Fomitopsidaceae. Bases 21 to 425 code for a protein of 134 amino acids. The transcript has 3 exons. The record is from RefSeq and is a predicted model, not a curated record.
CCGUAGCCUACACCGAUGUCAUGGAUGCCUACCAGAUCGUUGGGUGGCAGUACGACAACUGGACAUCCCUGCCACUCCGGAUGGAGACCGUGCGCGACUUCCACUCCACUCUCCGUCGUGGAAUGUUCCUCGCCUUCGCCCUUCCUCCCUUUACGAUUGCCGUGCGUCGUCUCUCCCUCAUCUGCCUUGCCAUGCACGCAACGGCUGCCCGACGACGUUUCGACAAGUCGCUGGACAUGGUCGCGGCGCGACCCGAGCUCUUUGUUGACCUUGUGUCAUCUCCGUCAAGCACGGACAAUGCCUGGAGCAUGCUGGAAUCCCCGAUCUUGGGACGGGACGUUGUGCAGGGCCCCCGCACCCCCUUUGAGGAAGCCGAACGUUCUCCGCUAGCGCUCGCACCGGUAAGUUCAGCACUCAGAUCGUGAUCUAGCCACUGACGUGACUUGCUCGC